Messenger RNA from Xenia sp. Carnegie-2017, 309 nucleotides. Its product is annotated as DNA topoisomerase 1-like. The transcript has 3 exons. The record is from RefSeq and is a predicted model, not a curated record. Lineage: Eukaryota; Metazoa; Cnidaria; Anthozoa; Malacalcyonacea; Xeniidae. The annotation marks the transcript as partial.
AAGAGCAAAGAGUCGAAAAAAUCAGAAAGUCAGAGCAGCAUCGAGUCGAAAACGAGUGAAGAGUCUUCGGAUAGCGACGCCGAGUCCUCGGAAAGCGAUUCGUCACAGGAGAGUGACGAUGCUAAACAAGAAACGCCAGCGAAAAAAGUCGAAACGAAGAAAUCCGAUGAUGCUCCGAAGAAUAAACGAGUUUCUAAGCCACCAACAACUGAUCAAUUGCUUUCGUUUGAUGAAGAUAUUCCUGUGGCUCCUGUUGUAAAUGGUCCUGCACAUAAGAACAUUCUUUCCCCUCGCUGGUGGACGAUAUGA